UGUAAUGUAUACCCCUACGAUGAAAUAACUGGAUUAGUGAAUAGUACCCAGAAAAUUCAAUUUUUAAAACGGAAUUCACUAAUAAGAACUUGCUUGAAUAUGAUGGUCAACGGUGAUAAAUUUUUUAGUCAAUCUAAAAAACAUUUUGCGCAAGAUCUUGCUACUGUAGUCGAUAAUCUUGCCCAUUCUAGUAAAUUAAGCCUUUAUAUGCAUUUCGAAUCGGAUAAUCAAAUAUAUUGUACAAGGCUAUGUACAUAUCGUAUUAGUUAUGAAUUGAAAGGCGUGCUGACCAUAGUUUACACGACG
This is a messenger RNA of Cetraspora pellucida, 306 nucleotides long. The record is from the annotation of a GenBank genome assembly. Lineage: Eukaryota; Fungi; Glomeromycota; Glomeromycetes; Diversisporales; Gigasporaceae.